Molecule: messenger RNA, 516 nt
Organism: Prorocentrum cordatum
Lineage: Eukaryota; Dinophyceae; Prorocentrales; Prorocentraceae
Source: the annotation of a GenBank genome assembly
AUGGAGUACCAGAGGUAUCUUGAGCUUGUAGAUCUUCACGGAUUCCCUCACAAGUUCCUAUCGGACCACCCGGGUUUCCAGCGUGCUAGGAUAUUCGACGAGGCUCAGAUGGGCCAGCGUUCAAUGUUUCAUCAUGUAGCGGUGUGUGCAGCUGAUGUCAGCAUGAGCCUGGCGGCCGGCGUCUCGUGGGAAAAUACUCUUGGAGAUCACGCCGCAGUAGCCGUGCAGCUGUUCGGCCGCGCCCGAAGGGCGCCGAGGAUGUCGAGGCCAACGUGGACAACCAGGAUUUGGAGCCAGACUCCUAGCUUGGCAGAGGAGACGUUCCCAAUCGCCUUGGAGCUGGUUCGGGUUUCGGUCUCCCUGGGGCUCUCGGGCCGCGAGGUGCGAGGACACAUUCUGGAUGACGACUUGAGCUAUGCGAGUUGGUCUCGACAUUUCGCGGGCCCGGCAGAGGCAUCCCAACACAUGGACUCUGCUGCAACUCGGCGGGCCACAUUAGAGCCCUUCUGGACUUAG